AGCUGCCCUUGAUUCUGUCAUCACCAUCCAAAUAAACGAUCGCGCAGCUGGCGCUUCUUUCCCGUGCGAAUGGAGAACCUCGAGGCCAUCGUGCUGGUGAUCCUGGCCACGCACAACCUGGUGCGCCUCCACCUGCACCGGGGCGGCGUGGCUGCCCGCGCUCGGCGGACGAUGCGCCGCGUGAUGGCCAACCACGUCUCGCUGCUGCACCAGCUGCUGCCCGACGCGUGUCCGGACAGCGAGGCGCGCCUGGUGGCCGAGGAGCUCCACGCCGGGCCGCACCGCUUCUGGUCGCGCCAGGUCAGCCAGGACUGGUGGGAGCGCGUGGUGCUGGAGACGUGGCAGCCCAGCCAGUGGCUGCAGGGCUUCCGCAUGACCAAGGACACCUUCCUGGCGCUGUGCGAGGAGCUGCGGCCGGAGCUGCAGCGCCAGACCACCACCAUGCGGGCGCCGCUGAGCGUGGAGAAGCGCGUGGGCAUCGCCCUCUGGAAGCUGGCCACCACCGAGUGUUACCGAUCCGUGGCCGGCCACUUCGGGGUGGGGCGCUCCACCGUCGGGGAGGUCUUCAUCGAGGUGUGCCUGGCCAUCGAGAAGCUGCUCUUCAGGAAGGUGGUGGCCCUCGAGGACCCCAAAGAGGUCAUGGCAGGAUUUGCGGAAAUGGGGUUUCCCAGCUGCGUGGGGGUCAUGGACAGGACCCACAUCCCCAUCAUCUGUACUGUCCGAAAGGGGACCAACAUCAGCCAAAAGGGGUUCUUCCCUAUGUCAAUGCAAGGCACGGUGGACCACAAGGGCCGUUUCAUUGACAUCGAACUCAGCUGGUGCGGUAAAGAUAAGGACGCCUCCUUCUUCCGAAACCUAGCCCUGUGUGAAGCGAUGGACCAAGGGUCGUUCGUACCUGGGACUCAUUCCAUGACCAUUGGCAACGUGGAGAUCCCCCCGCUCAUCUUGGGCGACGCGUCCUAUCCCUUGAAGAAGUGGCUCAUGAAGCCCUUCACUGGUAACCUCAGCCCCCGCCAAGAACAUUUCAACUCCCGCCUAAGUGACUGCAAGAAGGUGGCCGAAGAGGCCUUUGGGCGGCUGAAGGGACGGUGGAGGUGCCUGGCUACCCGCUUGGAGGUGGCUGAGGAGAACAUUAUCCCCGUGGUGGUGGGGUCCGUCGUGCUCCACAAUAUUUGCGAGAAUCGUGGACAUGCUUUGGUGGAUGGGCCUUGGGCCCAAGAUGGCGUGUGGGACCAGGCCCCUGAGGGACACUUGAGGCUCCCGACAUCCCCAGAGGAUGCACGGGAUGGGAGCCUGGUGAGGGAAGCUCUGGCAAGCUACUUCAUGAGCAAUUCCUAACUCCUCAA
Messenger RNA from Lacerta agilis (Sand lizard), 1346 nucleotides. RefSeq names its product protein ALP1-like. The transcript has 2 exons. The record is from RefSeq and is a predicted model, not a curated record. Bases 70 to 1338 code for a protein of 422 amino acids. Lineage: Eukaryota; Metazoa; Chordata; Lepidosauria; Squamata; Lacertidae.